AUGGCCGACGCAUCGAGCCGCGCCUCGUUCAGUGACACGUGGGCGUCGAAGCUGUACCGCGCUACCGACCUCGACGACUCGAACGCAGUCGAGGUGGAUGAGAUCCUGCUGCUCGGCCAGGCGCUGGGCUACUACUGGGGCUCGUGGGAGCCGUCGGCGGUGCUUGAGCUGCUAGGGCAGGACGCAAGCACGCCGGCCCUGAGCACGCUGUCGCACGAAGAGUUCGUGCGCUUCAUCAGCCUCGCGUGCGACGAGGCUGAGGUGCCGCCCGAGCGGGACGCAAAGGUUGAGAGCCUCGUGGAGGCCGGCGAGCGGCGGAGGCAGCUGCUUGACCCGUUCAGCGAGACGCGCAUCGAGGCUGCCUUCGAUGCCAUCGACCUCGACGACUCGGGCGCCAUCGACAUGGACGAGCUCCUGCACUUCGCGCGCGCGUCCGGCCUCGACUGGGACGCCGAGGCGUGCGCGAGGCUGCUCGGCAAGAUGGGCACAGACGAGAGCAUCUCGCGCGACGACUUUCGCAACUUCUUCAAGACAGUCGGGCUGCACGGCGCGCCCGAGGCCGUCGCCGCCUUCAUCGCCGUCGGCUCCGGGGUCAAGAGCCGCCUCUCGCGCCAGUGCUCCGGAGAGGUGGUGCCGGGCUCGCCGCAGCAGGUGAUGAGUAAGGGCGGCGGAGGGUUCGUGGGGCUGUGA
Messenger RNA from Emiliania huxleyi CCMP1516, 690 nucleotides. RefSeq lists its product as hypothetical. The transcript has a single exon. Gene Ontology annotation, molecular function: calcium ion binding. Bases 1 to 690 code for a protein of 229 amino acids. NCBI's taxonomy places the organism in Eukaryota, Haptophyta, Isochrysidales, Noelaerhabdaceae. The record is from RefSeq and is a predicted model, not a curated record.